AUUUGACUAACAAGGCGGGUUAGAAUAUUAAAGUUAACGUAAAACGGGACAAGUUUUCGCUCCUAGAUUUUCUCAAAAUGUCUUCGCUGAUAAUUGGAUUAUAUUUUCUUCUUGGAGCAUUCGAUUUUUUAGGUGUAUCUGCUGAAAAAUGUCCUUAUUACGCCGGCAAUCUUAAUAUUGGAUACAAAACAUGUAUAUUUGGAUGCUGUUCAACAUUCACUAGUUCACCUUGUUGUAGCAUAUUUAGCAAUUCAGCUAAUAUAUACUAUGUUGUAGGAGGAUCUGUAGGUGGAUUUCUAUUUUUAACGUGUAUUAUUGCUUGUUGUUGUGCCAUUUGUAACAAACCAACUACAAGGGUACGCACAACUGCUCAGCCGCAACAGAAUAUAGCUUUAGUUACUAGUGCUGCUCAACAGUCUGGGCCUUCGUACGGUUACCCAUAUAAUGGACCUCCGCCGAACGCUGGGUACCCAUACGGGGGUUACCCUGGAGGUGGGUACAACCCCCAACCUCCACCUCCGACAUAUCCUCUACCAGGACAGGUUGGCGAUGCUCCUCCGAAAUACCAGUCUCAAGACGACACAAGAAGACUAUCUAAAUCAGAAACUGGCCAACAUCCACCACCAAACAUGCCACAAGAGAAAUGAUUUAUUUGAAUCUUUCUAUAAUCCGUCUUUAAUAAUUAGAUAUUUUUAUCAUUAUUUUUUGUCAUUCAAGUUGCUUCGUUAACUCCUCAUUCAAAAUUUCUUAGUUUUUGACCAAUUUGUAAUAACAAAAGAAUUAUUUAUUAGUAUUCGAAUCCGAAGAUAUAUGAAUAUGUCCAGUGUAUAUGUGUUUAUAAGUUAGUCAUUUCUUUAAAUGAAUUGAAAUAAAAUUAUGAUUAUUAAUUGAGGGAAGUAACAUAAUGAAGCUUUUAUUACGUAGACAUCUGGCGUUCAAAAUCAAUAUAUUAAAAUGAAUGUUGAACUUCAAUCGACGAUAAUAUCACUGCUUUUUGUUUGUAUUAAAGGGAUUGUAAAACUAUUACAAAAGCUGCUAAUAUGCUAAUAAUAUUUAAAGGCAUUUGCGAUAGAAUAUAAAACAAAACUUAGUUGUAUAGGAAUGACCACAGACGACUUAAACCUUAGCAAUUUCUUAAUUGACAGAACGUGCUGAUUGAAAUGUAGAUGUUGUAGCAUAACAUAAUUUUCUCAAAAUGUCAUAAAUAAAAUCGAGUGCUAAUCUGAAUACUUUACAGUUUAGAAACCUCCAUUGAAUACGUAUUGCAUCCAGAAGUCGAAUCAAUGGCAACUGGUUUAGCUGUCGCCAUACGUGAAUCUAUCUGGGUUGAACUAAUAACGCCACCCUCUGUUUAGCUUCGAGGCCGAUAUCGGUAUACCAAAGAUGAUAACUUAGACAUCUUCCAUCGAAAUAUCUUCAGACUGAACCUCUUAAUUAUUCUGCACAACCAUACCACGUUUUUUUCAACACUGUGUGCUUCAGAUUCAUUACCUUUUGUUAUAUUAAACCUUAAACUAUGUAUGUAUGUAUGGUGCUAUUAAGAUAUUUUUAAAUU
Molecule: messenger RNA, 1555 nt
Organism: Lottia gigantea (owl limpet)
Lineage: Eukaryota; Metazoa; Mollusca; Gastropoda; Lottiidae
Exons: 4
Coding region: 78-647 (189 amino acids)
Source: RefSeq, a predicted model, not a curated record